Messenger RNA from Schistocerca gregaria, 3620 nucleotides. Its product is annotated as facilitated trehalose transporter Tret1-like. The record is from RefSeq and is a predicted model, not a curated record. Gene Ontology annotation, molecular function: transmembrane transporter activity. The coding region runs from base 128 to 1606 and encodes 492 amino acids. Gene Ontology annotation, biological process: transmembrane transport. Gene Ontology annotation, cellular component: membrane. NCBI's taxonomy places the organism in Eukaryota, Metazoa, Arthropoda, Insecta, Orthoptera, Acrididae. The transcript is spliced from 3 exons.
UUUAUCUGUAGUUCGCUAUCAGGAGCUCGAUUGCACAAAUGAUCAAGCAUUAUUUACUUCAUUUCUACAGACGGACACGAGCUCUUCCAGCAAUUGUAUCAUUUCUUGCCGUUUAAUAGCAAGCAAGAUGCAGAAGCACAGCCGACGAUUACAGUACAUAGCUGCAGUUACAGGGUCGCUGAUAUACACUGCAUAUGGCUCAUUCGCGGCUUGGUCGGCUACGACUCUCCCCAUUCUGCAAUCAGAGGACUCUCCGGUCCCGAUCACCGCAGACCAGGCCUCGUGGCUGGCUUCCAUCAACUCGCUGACGGGGCUGGUAGCGACGUUCACCGCUGGCUACGCUGUGGACAUCAUCGGCAGGAAGAAGCUGAUUCUCUCCGCAGCUGCGCCACUCCUCGUCUGGUGGCCAAUGGUCGCUUUCGCAAACUCUUACGAAAUUCUGAUGGUUGCCAUGACGAUAGGAAGCUUAUCUGGCGGUCUAAUGAGCAGCCCUUCCACUAUGUUUCUGUGCGAAAUCGCUGACACCGAAUUACGAGGCACGCUCAUGAUGAUUCACACUGUGCUGAUGAACUGCGGAAGCCUUUUCAUGUACUGCGUAGCGCCCUAUUUGUCCGUUUCGACCGUUUCCUUCAUGUGCACUGCUGUCCCCAUUAUCUUCGUUGUCACAUUCGUGUGGAUGCCGGAGUCGCCGUACUUCUUCCUUCUUCGUAACAGAGAAUCUGAAGCUGUGAAGAGCCUAGUACGGUACAAGGGCGAGUUGACACCAGAGGAACUGCGCUCGGAGCUUGACUCAAUGUACAGAGCAAUCCGACAGAAGCAAGAGACCAAAGGGAGGCUGAAAGACCUUUUCUUGGUACCAGUGCACCGCAGGACUCUUCUAAUAAUGUCCGGGUUCGUCUUGCUCCAUUUGUCCACUGGUGCAAUAGCGUUUGGUACCUACACGACGUACAUAUUCGAGAAGAGUGGAAGCGGUUUCGACGCAGAUGUGUCUUCCAUCAUCGUAACGGCCGUUUCGCUUGUAUCGAGUGUUGCGUCGUCCUUCGUUGUUGAAAGAGUUGGCCGGCGGCCGCUCGGGAUUCUGGGCCUUACCGGAUGCUGUCUCUGCCUGACCGUCAUGGGCGCCUACUUCUACGUGGACGAGACCCAGGGUCAGGUCCCCUCUGCUUUCGACUGGGUGCCGCUCACAACCGUCAUCGGAUUCAACGUAUCGUUCAGUGUCGCCUCGGCCCCGGCUUUCAUUAUGUUCAUCGGUGAGGUAUUCCACGUGUCCGUGAAGUCCGUCGCCAUAACCAUCUGCAACACGGUGCUGGCGGUCUACAGCUUCGCUCUGAAGAAGCUGUUCCAGGUGGUGUCGGACAGCGUGGGCGCGCACUACUCGUUCUGGGCGUUCGCCGCCAUGUGCGCGCUCACCGCCCUCUACCUGUUCCUGCUGCUGCCCGAGACCAAGGGCAGGACCUUCGCGGAGAUCAGCGACGACAUGGCCGCCCGCCUCGGCGGAGAUCGUCCCUCCAGCCACAACCAGGAACCCACAAAAGCGGCGUCAGAGCUGCCAUUGCCAACUUCUCUUGUUACCAAAUCGUGCAAAACUGAAGCCAGUGGAGUGUAAUAGAUUCGCUAGCGCUCGAUAUAUGCAAAAACUGAUACUGUUAACGAUAUUUAGGCACAACAGCGGAUCUAACCUCCGUUAACAGCACGUGUAAAAAUGUCGCACAAUUUGACGUCGGUGAGAAAUUUCUCUAGAGACAGUAAAAAAUAUACAUUACUUUGUCCUGUUAGUAUUUCCUUAAUAGUUUCAGUUCUGUAACUUCAACAGUUGCAGUUCCUUGUCUAGGUAGAUUGUGUAUCUUGCAGGAGCAAAGUACGUUAAUCUCCAGGAAGGAUCAAGCGUCAAACAACACAGUAGAAACGAUUAGUGAAUGUGAAUGGAUUUGGCGCGUUUCCUUAGAUGAUACAUGUCACAAACCAGCUGAAUACAGUUUAUUUCAAGAGGAUGAAAAAGGAAUCUCGUUGCAGAAAAAUCUAUACUGUAAAAGUUGGUAAAAUAUUAUAAAUGAGGAUGUGUUUUUAGUCCAAUCAAUUUUACAGAGUAAAAGGUAUAGAAAGGAAUACACUUCAAUAAUAAUCUUAUAAAUUAGUAAAACUGUCAUCUCACAGAGAUUAAAAUAUUUUCAAUCAAAUUGAGGUAAAUAACGCAACUUUUUCAGCACUCUAUUAUCCCCAAAGUCUAACUUCAUUUACCUCUCACCAAACAACACCUGGGUAGCAAGAAGGGUAAAACGGCGAAACAGCCUGUUUCAUGACGCCAGUUACUCGUGCAUCCAGCACAAGCCAGGCACAGGCUGACUGUGUAUCCAUUUCAUCCUUGGUUUUAGCCAGAAUUUGGCAGAGUCUCUUACUGUUACGAUGAUAAAACCGUGGAGAACUAUAUAGUAUUAUGUCACAGCAGGUAGUAUGUAAUUCAAUUAUGUGCACUUGAUCCUUAAGAUAAGAAUUUACAGUCACAAAUAGUCGAGUAAUUCAAUAAAAUGUUCCAGUAACAAUGAGAUGAUUGUUGCAGUUGCCCUUGCCCUGCGUCUACAGAGGUAUGGCGGGGUACUUGUCACUGAGACGCUUUUGUCUUCUACGACUUUAUUUGUAGUGGCGUGUUUUUAAAUUAGUGCAACGUCAGUCAGGGUUUGCUUGAGGGCCAAACAAAACAAAUAGCCGCUUGAGGCACCUAGAUGAGAGAGGCACCACUGACAUUCAAUUGCAAAAUUUGUUUACAGAAUGCAUCAUAAUUUAUAGAAGAAAACUGACAGUGGUGAAAGUAUACAACACUCGAAGCAAAAAAAUUUCCUGUAAGCAUGGGCUCGCUGAGAAAGUUUUUCUUAUCACCUUCUGUAAGCAACAUAAAAUCUUGAAAAGAUGUUAUUUCUACAAAAACAAAUACUGUGGGUUUGGAGCUGGCCACACUACUGCUACAGCUCCCUUUUCAGCAGUUGAAACAUUGCUGGUGCAGGUAAGACCUUAUUUUAUGGGCUGCUUAUAAAUUCGUUAUACAACAGUAACCUUUAAUUGUAACAUACAGAAGUAUCUUACAGAAAUGUUUGAUACAGAACUGAACGCAGUACAACUUCAGGUUUUAUUCACGCCUGACAUUGUUAUUCCCGACGUUCCCGCUAGGUGGCGUACGCCGAUGAUUUACUCCAACAGUCAUCAUGGAGUCGUAUAACGGUGCAGAGUGUGCGCAGUCUUGUUAAUGGUUUCUUAUUUUCAAAUUCGCUACUGCAGUUCAGAGAAAAUUCAGGACUAAAUGUCGCAAGCCACUACCUCAAAGACACACUGUUAUUAAUUUCUACAACCGUUUCACCGAGUCUCUGACGCAGCACUUAAACAAGUUCGUCAAUCUUACAUUCGUAGUCCAAGCAAAGCAACGAGAUGUGCCGGCUUAGAAUAAAAUAUGCCUAAUGUUAUAAUAUGGAAGGUAAUAUGGAAACGCCUGUCAUUCAAAUUCUACAAACUGGAACUGAUACAAGUUUUGAGAGAAAGUGACAAAGAAAAAUGAGUGAUAUUGUGUACAAAUGCUUAAUAAAAUUCAGGUUGGAGAUGAAUUUCUUAAUAAAAUUGUGUUCAGUGACGAA